Molecule: messenger RNA, 957 nt
Organism: Periconia digitata
Lineage: Eukaryota; Fungi; Ascomycota; Dothideomycetes; Pleosporales; Periconiaceae
Source: the annotation of a GenBank genome assembly
AUGGUUUACCUCUCACCUUACAUCCCUGCCCUCCUGGUAGCAGCAGCCACCGCCAUAUCGGCCGAAACACGCGACACCCACGCCAAACUCGACAAACCAACUAUCAACGAUAGUCUCGACUACCUUAAGCCAGGGCUCAACAAGGCUCUCAAAGCACAGAACUUCACCAAGAAGAGAUGGGACGAAGGAUGGAUUCCCCAAUCCUGCAAAGACCUUGCAAAAGACACCAACACGGAACCAAAAGACUUUGAGAUCUGGGAUGUCACAUACGCAGAUUGCCCCGCCCCCUGGGUAUUCUGCCACCACAAAACCUCCGGCAUAACCAUUGAAAGCAUAGCCCACCAAUUCAGCAAAGUCCCCCUCCAAAUGCGUCAAUACGUCCGCCACAUCGUCGACGUACCCUCCCCCUCAGGCUGGGCCUUCGAAACCUCCGGCAACAUCGUCUUCAACAAACCAGAUGACGACAUGCUCCCCGUGAUCCUGCACGAAACAGGCCACGCCCUCGACCUCGAAGGCGCAUACAACAACACCGCGCUCUCGUCGUCGGCGCAAAUGUGGGAUAACUACAACCAAGACAAGUAUGUCUCCGAUAAGUAUGCGGCGAGCAAUAUGGUGGAGAAUGUGGCGCAGAAUACGGUGAUUGCGGUUUUCAAUGAGAAUGUGGAGGGUGGAUAUGAAGGGGUGGAGAAGAGGUGGAGGGAAAUUUUUAGACAGUAUGCUACGGUUAUUGAUCGUGCUAUUGCGUAUGGGAAGGGGAAUAACUUCUUUAAGCCGGGGAUGGAGGGGGUGUGUACGCAUCGGUUACCGCCGUCGCCGAGGGUGCGGGUGGAUGGGAGGAGGAGCGAUAUUAGGGGACGGAGGGAGAGGUCUGAAGUGAGCUUGGGGGAGGGGAUUGUACCUAUUAUCUCGAAAAGGGAGGGUCGAAGUAGGUUUAGUAAUUGUAGUAUUAGUUGGUGA